AAGCUUUUUCUCUGACUCAAUUUCUUCCACUAUUUCCUUCAAAGAAAAAUCACACACAUCGUAUAGACCUCUGCUUUGGAGAGACUCAUAUUUCUCCAAUGGCAGUUUAUUGGAGCUCGUAUCUCUCUCUUUGUUCAUUGCUAGUUGUGAUGAUAUUAGUCAUCAAUGCCACUCCUGGUAACAGUGCUGAAGCAGCAAAGCAAUUUCAGGGCUUAAAGAACUCGACAAUGGCGAACAGGUUAAGUGAAGAAAAUGUACCAAACCAUGAACAACAUGCUGUAGAUGAUCCAGAAAUGGUGGCUUCAAUGGUAGACAUGAGCAUUAGGAAUAGUACAGAGAGGAGGAAAUUGGGUUUUUUCUCAUGUGGAACUGGAAAUCCUAUUGAUGAUUGCUGGCGAUGUGACAAAAAUUGGCAACGUAACCGUAAGCGUCUAGCUGAUUGUGCUAUUGGCUUUGGACGCAAUGCUAUUGGUGGUCGCGAUGGAAAAUACUAUGUUGUCACUGAUCCAAAUGAUGACGACCCUGUAAAUCCCCGACCUGGAACACUUCGUCAUGCUGUAAUCCAGGACAGACCGUUGUGGAUUGUAUUUAAACGCGAUAUGGUUAUUACUCUUAAGCAAGAACUGAUUAUGAACAGUUUCAAGACAAUUGAUGGACGUGGUGUGAAUGUUCAUAUUGCUAAUGGGGCUUGUAUAACUGCCCAAUUUGUUACUAAUAUUAUUAUUCAUGGGAUUAAUAUUCAUGAUUGUAAACCAACCGGUAAUGCCAUGGUUCGUAGCUCACCUAGUCAUUAUGGCUGGAGGACAAUAGCUGAUGGUGAUGGCAUUUCAAUUUUUGGGUCCAGCCAUAUUUGGGUUGAUCAUAACUCUCUUGCUAACUGUGCUGAUGGACUUAUCGAUGCUAUCAUGGGAUCAACUGCAAUUACCAUCUCCAACAAUUACUUUACACACCACAAUGAGGUGAUGUUAUUGGGUCACAGUGACUCCUAUGUUAGAGAUAAGAUUAUGCAGGUGACUAUUGCCUACAACCAUUUUGGUGAGGGGCUCAUUCAGAGAAUGCCUAGGUGUAGACAUGGUUAUUUCCAUGUAGUGAACAAUGACUAUACACAUUGGGAGAUGUAUGCCAUUGGUGGCAGUGCUUCUCCUACAAUUAACAGCCAAGGGAACCGAUACCUCGCCCCAACCAACCCUUUUGCCAAACAGGUGACACAUAGAGUGGUGCAAUCAGAAGAGUGGAAGCAUUGGAACUGGAGAUCAGAGGGAGACCUUAUGCUUAAUGGAGCUUUCUUCACCCCAUCCGGACAUGGCGCUGCAUCCAGUUAUGCUAGAGCUUCAAGUUUAGCAGCCAAGGCCUCUUCCCUGGUUGGCACUCUUACCUCAAAUGCUGGUGCACUUACCUGUCGCCGGGGCUACCAAUGUUAAUGUCUAAGACAUUGAACAUAACAGCAUAUUACUUUUACCUGUCCAGUGAAAAACGUCGUAUAAUCUUAGCCAAUUUUAUUCCUUCUCUACCUUGCAUCCCUUCCUAAACACCUCACCAGCAAGAUACAUAUGUAUUUUCUCUUAUACGCUAAAUGAUUCAAAACCCCUUGUCCAUUGUUCCAUCUGUCUAAUGCACCAGUACAGCAGCGCUCAACCUCGCCCUGCCUCAACGAGAAAAUUUUAGCUCGAGGAUCUGUGGAGCAGGUGUUGAAGUGUUGUCCUUCUUCUUGUUCCUUACCCUACACAUCACAUUUCUCCUUUUCUUCUACCAUGUUUGUUUUAAAAUCUUGAUCAGCAAACUACAUUUCUUGCUUAUGGUUAAUAGGAAAUCGACUUCUUUCUUUUCUCUCCUCUCAAUAUGGAGCAUUCAGAAGCAUAGUACUAAAAAAUUGCAGAAACAGGCACAAAAAAAAAAAAAAAAAAAAAAAAAAAAGAGGACAAUGAAAGUUGAUAUUCUGGUUUAAUGUUAAACAUGUUUAGCUUUAAAUGUUCGAACUGUCAGCCUAUAUAAUGUAAUUAUUAUGGUUUUGCUUAAGUUAUCGCUGCCUAUUUCUUUUCGUACUUUUCCCUUAUUCUGUAAAUGUCAGCAAAAGUUGACUUACUAUGAUAGCAAUUACAGUUUUGCUUUAA
Molecule: messenger RNA, 2111 nt
Organism: Lycium barbarum (goji berry)
Lineage: Eukaryota; Viridiplantae; Streptophyta; Magnoliopsida; Solanales; Solanaceae
Product: probable pectate lyase 8
Exons: 7
Coding region: 99-1421 (440 amino acids)
Molecular function (GO): pectate lyase activity
Source: RefSeq, a predicted model, not a curated record